Messenger RNA from Oikopleura dioica, 2448 nucleotides. The record is from the annotation of a GenBank genome assembly. NCBI's taxonomy places the organism in Eukaryota, Metazoa, Chordata, Appendicularia, Copelata, Oikopleuridae.
AUGGAAACAGCCCUAAUUGCCCUCUUUCCGACGCUUACUUUUUGCGGUCUCAUCUUUCCCGCGUUCAUCAGUUUUAAACACGAGUCGGGCCCUAAACGGUGUCGGCGUUGGCUUUUUAUGAUUUUUACAGUUGUGGAGACUUAUUUGGACGUUCGCGUUUGGCAGAAAUUCGCAACAACUGGCAUGACUCUGACUGGAUACGAUCCAACUAUUUCUAACUUGAUGAUAUUUUUCACCUUCAUGACUUUCUUAGUCCAACUUGUGAAGUUUAAUCUGGCCGUCAUCCCCCACAUUAAAGCAUACAGACGAGUUAAAUUCGGCGACGACAAGUACAGUGUGGACACUACAAGAACUGUUUUUAAAAUUGACAGCUUCACGGCAACGUUGUAUAUUUUCGGCCGAGUCCCGCUCUCGUUCAUUGUCCAUUUUUACCUUGUGAAAAUGAAAGUUCCUCGUGCCAUAGUACCACGAGAACUAACUUGGAAGCUGAUCUUUCACGUGCCAAUCUACCUUUAUCUCUUUUGGGUCGCUUAUCAGAAGGUUCGAAGAAGCAUCAAAGCGACACGAGAUUGCAGACUGAAACCUUCCGCACAAGUCGGCAAUCCCAACUGGCAAUGGCUCCUUGGAAUGCCUUAUUUUCUAGCUCCAUUCUACUCCAUCAUGCUUGUUGCUGCAACAACAAGCUAUCUUCAGAUGGACGAAAAAUCCCAGCUCUCCCUCAAAGGCUGCAUUGUCGGCCAAAACCCCGUCUCACAAAAUCCGCUAAGUUUUCGCUGCCUCCGCGCGGUUGACUACGCAAUUCUGAUCUUCUUCUCGGUCUUUAUGUUGUCUGGGCUGGUCAUGUUCAUCUUCAGAAUCAUCAAUAAGCAGAUGGAGCUGCUCCCCGCGCUGAACGAGGAAAGUUACUCGAGAGGAAAUCGUGCUCGCGCGCAGAAAUCAAAGAGGACUCAGCCAGCCGAAGAAAGCAGCGAAAAAACACAAGCGGCUGUGGUUUACGACGCAGCGAAAGAGACCUCAUCGAAAGUCGUCACCAAAGCUGUUAAAAUUGCGAAGAGAAUCUUUCAAGAAAACUUCGAAAUCAUUCGAAAACACAAUGAGCAGAUCACGAAGUGGAAGCUGCUUAUUAUCGCUAAUAGUGAGGAUUGGCAGAUUGUACAGCAACAAUACAUAGAUUUGCUUCGUCGAAAACUUCCGUCAUUCGAAUUUGAAUUCGAUUUUUUCCAGUCACCCAAGAAUUCUAAAUUUAAUCUCGGCGAUGUUUACAUGCCAACAAUGGCCAUCCCAGCGAACUUUUUGAUUCUCUUUCCAAAGCUGGACUUCUUGAAGAUCGGAUUUCUUCUCUCCCGCGAAAUCGGCGUUUGCGCCAAGCCUAUGGCGGGCAGCGAUGACGUAAAAUCGUGGAAAGACAUGGGCAAUUUUUACGAAAACGAAAAUGCUGUCGACAGGCCGGACAAUCCAAAGUUCGAAUUCGCAGGGAGCCUGAUAGAGUGCGACGGGCCACUUAUCUUCGACCAGAACGUGAAGACAUUUAUCGACUUGGAAAUCGACGUCCGUUCCUUCAACUCUCCAACCGGCUUCUCAGACGCUGCUCGGAAGAAGUACUGGCCUCGCGAAUUCAUCCUCAAAGAAGUACCGAAAAUCCCUUUUCACCAGUUUCAUUCUCCUUCCGAGCCUAUUCGAUUCACUCACAUUCCAAACGACGCCUGCCAAAAAAUAGUCUUCCCCGUUUUUGUCAAAUCUACUGUUACCAAAGUUGGUCUGCGCAAUCUCAUCCGCGAGAACUUUAAACUCUGGAACAUUGAUAGCGGCAAACUUUUCUUCAUCUUCGGCGAAACAACCCAGUCUUCCAGAGAGGCGCUAGAAAACGAGAUCCAAAAGUACGACGAUAUCAUUAUCACAAGCUACGAGGACACUUACGACAAUUUACCAUACAAGACAUUCGGCGCGUAUAAAUUCAUUGAAGAAUAUUGUAAUCUGGCUUCUUGGAUCAUCAUUCAUGACGACGAUACAUUCAUCAAAUACGAGCGGCAGUACGAAAUCUUCAAGCGAUCUAAUUUCUUCCCAAAAGAGCACCUACAGUGUAUGUACGGCUACUUCACAGAAGAAGCGCCACUGAGAUGGUCAAAGUACGGAGUUGGCUUUCGCGAAUAUCCCUUUGGCUACUACUACCCGAAAUUUUGCCACGGGCCCUGCAUGUCGUUGUCAAAAGCAGCUGCUUCGAAAAUUUACCAUCAAGCAAUGAUCACAAAUUGGAAUGGAAUUAUCCUUGAAGAUGUUCUCUUCAGUGGUAUCAUCCGUGAGUUGGCGAAUGUAACCUCGAUGGACAUCGAGCGCGGAAGCUGCGAGCACAUCUCCAGCCGUUUACCCUCCAAAGAAGCCGCUUUUCAAAAACUUUUAGACGCGUCGCGGAGAAAAGCUGGCGUUUCUAAACAACCCUCGCCCGGAUAA